Molecule: messenger RNA, 5376 nt
Organism: Oreochromis niloticus (Nile tilapia)
Lineage: Eukaryota; Metazoa; Chordata; Actinopteri; Cichliformes; Cichlidae
Gene: arhgef10
Product: Rho guanine nucleotide exchange factor (GEF) 10
Exons: 30
Coding region: 259-4539 (1426 amino acids)
Biological process (GO): positive regulation of stress fiber assembly; actin cytoskeleton organization; mitotic spindle assembly
Cellular component (GO): centrosome
Molecular function (GO): guanyl-nucleotide exchange factor activity; protein binding
Source: RefSeq, a predicted model, not a curated record
UCUGAGACGGGGGGGUGAGAGGGUUUUCAUGGAUGAAGUCAGCUUGCACCGAAGGGAGAGAAGUAAGAAGGACGAAAAGUGGAUGUUUUGAUAGGUUUGAAGUUGUGCUGGAGUCUGAAAUGUUUUACGUUUAACGCUUGCUGUGAAAGGAUUACGUCAUUCAUCUGGGAGCACGUCACAGAACGGAAUGUGCGUUGGUGUAACUGAUCCUCUGCGUGCUGAUGUCUGAAGAGCUUUAGCAGGAGAAGAGCAGUAAGCAUGGACAUGGAAGACUUUCCUCCCCCGCCUCCUGAAAUGUUGGCAGGUGACAUCUCUUUUGCAGAUGAAGAUGAGGGGGAACCCUUCGAUUUUGACGACAUCCCCGAGGCUGCCUCCCCGCCGCCCGUGCUCCCCGUCAGCAGGGAUCAGAACAAGGACAGCACUGUGAACAGGCAACGCUCGGACCUCCUCCCCACUGCGGACCCCCCAGUGCCUUCGUCCGCAGCUCCAUCAUCAGCAGAUGGAACAGUUGCCACAGCAGGUGGUGCAGCAGCAGAAGCUGAAGGGACAUCUGCUGCUGAGGGGACUGAUGACAGGGAGAAUGAUUUACCACCGCCUCCACCUCCGCUCCCUCCUCUGGAUGAUGACACAGAGACACAUCCUGCAACAACAGUCAGUGAAGGCCAGAAAGUAUCCGUCAGCAGCGCUCACGCUCCACACGUCGCCCCCGGUUCCUCCUCCCAGGGCAAAGUCAACCCCUACUCUGUGAUUGACAUCACUUCCUUCCAGCAGCAGCAGCUUGACCAGCAGCAUGGACCCGCCUCUCCCACCCCCUCGCCCACGGAGCCCAAAGAACGAGAGGCAGAAGGCCAGGAUCCUCCCGGCAGCCCUGCUGGCAUCGCCUCAGGAUACUCGGUGCCUGUGCCGUGUGGCUAUGCGACCCCCUCUGGAGUACCGCUCAUCACCCCAGCUUACACCACGCCUGUCAUCAUUCGACACCUCUCCGUGGAUGAAGAUGUGAUGCUGGCUGGGACUGGGAACACCUCAGCUGACAGUGUUUUCAGUGAAGAGUAUCCACCUAUCAGAGAAGAGGAUGCUUUGGCAAAAUGGGCAUCAGAUCCAGCCAACACCGCAUGGAUGGAAAAUCCACAUGAGGUGAUUUAUGAUGAUGUGCCCAGAGAAAACUCCGACUCCAACACAGAUCCAGAUGAGAUGAUCUACGACGAUGUGGAGCUCGGCGAGGAGGGCGGCUGUAACAGCUCCCUCGACAAUGGCUGGAGCUCUAGCGAGUUUGAAAGCUACGACGAAGCCAGCGACGGGGAAGGUCGGCCUGAGAAUGGCCUGCCCCACGCCUUCAUGAGAGGGAAGCCGCCCCAGAGGAAGACUCAUCUCUCUCAAGAUCUGACACGCUUGAAAGAACACUAUGAGAAAAAGAUGAAAGAUCUAAUGGCAAACACAGUGGGAACGGUAGAGCUGCAGCAGUUAAAACAGAAACACGAGCAGAAGAUGCAAAAGCUGGUGAAGGCUGCAAAGGAAGGGACCAAAGACGGACUCGAGAAAACCAAAGCUGCAGUAAAGAAGGGACGCUCCUUCAUCAAAACCAAGUCUUUCUGUCAGGAGAAGUCGGCCUGUUUUGAGGAUGAGGAGUCUGGACUCUUCAUUGAGGUGGACUGUUUUAAUGUUGAGCCAGUGCUGUGUCCAGCACCAGAGGCUCUGUCACAGCAGCAGCUGGUCAGAAGAUGCAUCCUGGGAUCUAUUUUGGAGAGCGAGAAGAAUUAUCUCGAUUCUCUGAAGAGGAUUUUAGAGCAAUACGAGAAGCCCCUGUCGCAGAUCGAGCCCAGACUGCUGAGUGACAGGAAACUGAAGAUGACUUUCUAUCGCGUGCGUGAAAUCCUGCAGUGCCACUUCCUGUUCCAGAUCGCCCUGGCGAGCCGUGUGGCGGACUGGGACAGCCUGGAGAUGAUUGGGGAUGUCUUUGUGGCGUCGUUCUCCAAGUCCAUGGUGCUGGACGCCUACAGCGAGUAUGUGAAUAACUUCAGCACUGCGAUGGCAGUCGUGAGGAAGACGUGCGCCUCCAAACCGGCAUUCCUGGAAUUCCUCAAGCAUCGACAGGAAACCAGCAGUGACCGAAUGACUCUGUACGGCCUGAUGAUGAAGCCUAUCCAGAGAUUCCCUCAGUUCAUUUUGCUGCUGCAGGACAUGCUGAAGAACACACCAGUGGGUCACCCGGACCGUCUGCCCCUGCAGAUGGCCCUGACUGAACUGGAGACUCUGGCUGAGAAGCUCAAUGAAAAGAAGAGAGAAGCCGACCAGCGCUGCGAGAUCCGUCACAUCGCAAAGGCCAUGAACGAACGCUACCUCAACAAGCUUCUAAGUAACGGCAGCCGCUACUUGAUCCGCUCAGACGACAUGGUGGAAACGGUCUACAACGAGCGUGGGGAAAUCAUCAAAACCAAGGAGCGACGCCUGUUCCUGCUCAACGAUGUGCUCAUGUGUGCCACGCCCAAUAUCCGAUUUCAGGAUGGCAGUGGGAGUGGUAGCGGAAGCGUAACAUUUGACCAGAAGUUCCUUCUGAAGUGGAGCGUGCCUCUGAGCUUCGUGGAGGUGCUUGAGUUCGGGUCCAGCGAAGACAUGGCCGACACCGGCCGCUUCCCAGCUCCUCAUUCGGGGGAGAAAGUGGUGAUCAGCGCCAAGCCAAAUAAACUGUACAUGGGCCCUGGUCAGCUGUACCAAGACCUGCAGAACCUGAUCCAUGAUCUCAGCCUGGUCAACCAGAUCUCCACCAUGAUUGGCAGCCUCAAGGGAAACUACCAGAAUGUAAAUCCCACCGUGGCCCAAGACUGGGUAUCAGGACUCCAGAGGCUGAUACUGAAGAAGGAGGAGGAGAUCAGGGCAGCUGACCGGUGCAGGAUCCAGCUCCAACUGCCUGGCAAACAAGACAAGACGGGGAAGCCGACCUACUUCAGUGCAGUGUUCAAUACUCUCAGCCCAGCCAUCAAACAGUCAUGGAUCAGCAACUUGCAGAUGGCGAAGCUGGCUCUUGAGGAGGACAAUGUGCAGGGCUGGUUCUUUGCAGAGGAUGAUGGAAAUCAAAUGAAAAAGCAGAAACACCCCCUGCUGCUUCGACAGAUGCCCGUGGUCAUGUCCAAACUGCAGGAGUUUAAGGUGGAGUGUGCUGUUCACAACCCAGAGCCCCACAUCAACACAGAGAGCACAGCAGACACCCCGGUGGUGGGACAUGGAUGUGUCUGGGUUGCGAGUUGCACCAACCAGAUGGGACAGAUUGCCAUAGUGGCCAUGCAGAACUCCAGCCCUAAGGUGACCGAGUGUUUCAACGUGGAGUCCCGGAUUCUCUGCAUGGCGUACGUCCCAGCUGAGCAACGCGAGGAGAACGGUGAAAACGUCCCUGACGAUAACCUGGUGUCCUCGGCGAAGGCCAGCGAUACCCCCAGCGUCUGCCUGGGCAUGGAGGAGGGGAGCAUCAUUGUGUACAAGAGCAGCCAGCGGUCUAAGAAGGUGCGUCUGCAGCAUUUCUUCACCCCAGACAAGUCCACUGUCACCAGCCUGGUGUACAGGAAGCAGUGCCUGUACGCUGGGCUGGUCAGCGGCUCCGUGGCGAUCUACUCCAGAUCAACAGAUGGAUUGUGGAACAGCGACAAGCCCAAAUUACUGAAGCUGGGAGUGCUCCCUGUGAAGGCCAUGCUGGCUGUGGAGGAGCACCUCUGGGCCUCGUCGGGUGGACAGGUCUUCAUCAUCAGCACCCACGCACACUCUGUAGAGAGGCAGUUAGAGGCCCACCAGGACGAGGGCAUGGUGGUGUCGCACAUGGUGGUGGCCGGGGGGGGCAUAUGGAUCGCCUUCAGCUCUGGUUCCACGCUGCGUCUCUUCCACACCGAAACCCUAGAGCACCUGCAGGACAUCAACAUCGCCACACCUGUCCACAGUAUACUUCCAGGGAACCAGAGAGUGUCGGUGAGCAGUCUGCUGGUUUGUCAUGGUCUGCUGCUGGUAGGGACCAACUUGGGAGUGACUGUAGCGCUCUCUGUCCCCAGACUGCAGGGCAUCCCUAAAGUAACAGGUCGGGGUAUGGUGUCCUUACAUGCUCACAGCGGACCGGUGAAGUUCCUCACCGCCGCCGCUGCAGUGUGUAACCAGGCGUCAGGCCCACUGCAGCCUGCAGAGUCCAAGAAUGUGGAGAGCACCCAGCCUCCAUCAGACUCGGCCCCGACCCCCUCGCAGGGACGAGGGGUGUGGCUGGGAGAGGCAGGCUGCACUGCCAUGGCUCUCCAGGACUCCCUGUCCUCCUCAUCCUGUGGCUCUCUGGCUCCAUCCCAGGGUUCCUUGGAGCACGGGCCUGAGGACGGGGCCCUUUAUGAUGUGCUCCACGACCCAGCCCAUCACCAGAGAGGCCGCCGCUCAAGUAAGGUGGACGUCAGCUCUCUCUUGGUGGUCUCUGGAGGUCUGGGACACCGCAGGGUCAACAAGAAGACCAAGCAGUCUCGCCAUGAGGACACCACCUCUACCAUCAUGAUCUGGCAGAUCCCCUUACUCAACAUGUGACACCAGCACCAAGGUGACUCCAGAAGUGCUGCACACAACAAGAUCUACUGUUAACACUUGACAGAAUAUUUGGGAUCAAUCAAAGCAACUAAGUGUCUCAUUUAAACCGGAACGGGACAAGAUCCGAAAAAACAGGAGGAAAUGACAGCUACCGACGGUCGAAGGUGGUGCUGAGGACGGACCUGUUGGAGAAACCGUCUCUGUUGCUACCGAGUGUUGGACGUUGCUCUGUAACCUAGCUAACACAUUUCAGUGCUCUCCAGUGUUUCAGGUCCAACGUAUGGAUCUGCAGUAUUUAAAUCAGUGUUGAAAAGAAAUUAGGAGAUAACAGCGGCGGUCCCGACUGCUUGAAGACGCGCGAGGUAUCUGCUGUCACGUGAACGUUUGUUGUAAGAUUAGAGCUGGGCUUUGGACAGUGUUUAGAUCAGAGUUGGACUUUCUAAGUGUGACGGCUCAGGAUUAUGUGCGUGUGUGUGUGUGUGUGUGUGUGUGUGUGUGUGUGUCCUUGUGGAAACCAUUUCCUCUUGUGCCAGCUCUCUGAUGCUCAGACUAUUAUGUUAACAGAGAAAAGGGAUUUUUAAAAAGGUGAACUUCAGAUGAAUAAAUGAGUUUGUGAAGGCCUGAUGAGGAUCCCUGGCUGGCCAGGUUUCUGUUCUUAAAGGGAGGAAAGACUUGCUGCCAACACGACACAUUUUCUUCUUUUUUUUAUCCUAAUUCACUUUUUUUCUGGCAUAAGGAUGUUUUAAGAAAAUAUAUAUAAAAGAUUUAUACUUUUCUCAUGCCUUUUAUGUACUUAUGUAUAUUAACAAAUCUAUAAACACUGUUUUAUUGAGCAAA